AUGUCACAUGAGCCAAAAGGAAGCGACACCAUGUGUGCUUGUUAUGUUGCAAUCACAAUCUUCUGUUACGCGUGUUACUCAUGUUUGUCGCGUAGCGUUUAUGACCCAUUGUCAUUCUUCGUCUACAUUUAUUUCCAGAUAUUGGAAGGCCUUCUGCGGUUGCCGGAGAACAGAGAAUGUGCAGACUGCAAGUCAAAGGGUCCUCGAUGGGCAAGUGUCAAUCUUGGGAUCUUCGUAUGCAUGCAGUGUUCUGGAAUUCAUAGAAGCCUUGGGGUACACAUAUCAAAGGUAAGGUCUGCUACUCUGGAUACAUGGUUGCCAGAGCAAGUUGCAUUUAUUCAAUCAAUGGGAAAUGAAAAGGCAAAUGGCUAUUGGGAAGCAGAGCUGCCCCCUAAUUAUGACAGGGUUGGGAUAGAGAACUUCAUCCGUGCAAAAUACGAGGACAAGAGGUGGAUACCGAGGAAUGGAACAUCAAAACUGCCCUCUAGUGCUCGAGAUGAGAAGAGCUCUGAAUCUCAGGCCAGUCAUGCUAACAGGGGUGGGCACGCUCAAAAACCUUCAUUUGAGCAACAUCGUGUUUCACCAGCUGCUACGAAAAGAACUGUUCCAGUGGCUUCUAGGAUGCACACGCAGGCAUCACCUCAGCCAAAAGCAGAACUACCAGUUCCCAAGGUUGCUUCGCCUCCUCAGCCAGCAAAAUCUCCUGCUAAAGUUGAUGUGACACCCCCAAAAGUUCAUCAGCCAUCGGUUGCACCCCCUCCUAAAGUUGACUAUGCCAUUGACCUCUUUAACAUGUUAUCGAUGGACGGAACAACUGAGAAAGAACCAGUGUCAUCUUCCAAUGAUGAUAAUGCUUGGGAUGGCUUCCAGUCUGCAGAACCAGCACCUAACUCCGAGAAAAAGGAUACUGCUAAGCCAGUAGAAAGUAAGGCCCAGUCUACAUCGGGAAUCGAAGACUUAUUUAAAGACUCGCCAGCUGUGGCAGCGUCUUCAGCUCCAGUUGCUUCCAAAUCAAACCCACAGACAGAUAUCAUGAGUCUGUUUGAGAAGUCGAAUAUGGUAUCACCAUUUGCUAUCCAUCAGCAGCAGCUUGCUUUUAUGACCCAGCAACAAGCUUUACUGAUGGCUGCUCUUAAAUCUGGAAAUGCACCCCAAAUGGUUCCUGGGAAUGCACCCCAAAUGGUUCCCGGGAAUGCUAGUGUGCUAAAUGCUAAUGGUUCUAAUGCCCCUAAUGGAAGCUUGCCUUCCCAUAGCUGGCCAAAUCUAGGUUAUCAGAACCCUGCAUCUAUUCCAGCAGCAGCACCACAAAAUGGUGUCGCCAAGGCUGGGAACAACAAUCAGGACUUCUUUUCUGGUAACUUCGGUUUUGGUUCGCCGGGCAAGCCAGCAAAUGGGGCCACAACCGCAGGUGCUAACAAGAGCGCAUCCACCCCUACCUCUUCUACCCUGCCCUCUCAAUCAGGCAAAGAGUACGAUUUUUCCUCAUUAACGCAAGGAAUGUUCUCGAAGCGAUGA
Molecule: messenger RNA, 1515 nt
Organism: Triticum turgidum subsp. durum (durum wheat)
Lineage: Eukaryota; Viridiplantae; Streptophyta; Magnoliopsida; Poales; Poaceae
Source: the annotation of a GenBank genome assembly